AUGGCUUGUUGGGACAGCACGGCUUGCGGGGACAGCACGGCUUGCGAGGACAGCACAGCUUCCGAGGACAGCACAGCUUGCGAGCACAGCACAGUUUGCGAGGACAACACGGCUUGCGAGGACAGCACGGCUGGCGAGGCCAGCACAGAUUUCGAGGACAGCACGGGUUGCGAGGACAGCACAGCUUCCGAGGACAGGACAGCUUCCGAGGACAGCACAGUUUCUGAGGACAACACAGCUUCCGAGGACAGCAAAGCUUGCGAGGUCAGCACAGCUUGCAAGGACAGCACAGCUAGCGAAGACAGCACAGCUUGCAAGGACUGCACAGCUUGCGAGGACAGCACAGCUUGCGAGGACAGCACAGCUUGCGUGGACAGCACAGCUUGCGAGGACAGCACAGCUUGCGAGGACAGCACAGCUUGCGAGGACAGCACAGCUUGCGAGGACAGCACAGCUUGUGAGGACAGUACAGCUUGCGAGGACAUCACAGCUUUCGAGGACAGCACAGCUAGCGAGGACAGCACAGCUUGCGAGGACAGCAAGGCUUGCGAGGACAGCACGGCUUGCGAGGACAGCACGGCUUGCGAGCACAGCACAGCUUGCGAGGACAGCUCAACUUGA
Schistocerca piceifrons (Central American locust) is the source of this 621-nucleotide messenger RNA. RefSeq names its product prestalk protein-like. The transcript has a single exon. Lineage: Eukaryota; Metazoa; Arthropoda; Insecta; Orthoptera; Acrididae. Bases 1 to 621 code for a protein of 206 amino acids. The record is from RefSeq and is a predicted model, not a curated record.